Molecule: messenger RNA, 2314 nt
Organism: Dipodomys spectabilis (banner-tailed kangaroo rat)
Lineage: Eukaryota; Metazoa; Chordata; Mammalia; Rodentia; Heteromyidae
Product: ubiquinol-cytochrome-c reductase complex assembly factor 1
Exons: 10
Coding region: 62-961 (299 amino acids)
Biological process (GO): mitochondrial respiratory chain complex III assembly
Cellular component (GO): mitochondrion
Source: RefSeq, a predicted model, not a curated record
UAGUGGCGGCGGCGGGUCUUCCGGAAGCCCACCCUUCACCCGGAAAUGGUUACUGAGGAACAUGGCGUUGCUGGUGCGAGUCCUUAGGAACCACACCAACAUUUCCCAGUGGGUUCCAGUAUGCAGCAGCUUGUUUCCAGUGUGUCCUACUCAAGGACAGUGGGGCAGGACUCUGUCUGGCACUUCCCAGUGGCCCCAGAUGAGCCAAUCCCAAACCUGCAGUGGAGCAGAAGAGAUUCCAGGAAUAGAUGUACAACAAAGCAGAAAGUAUCAUACCCCAAAUAAGCUUCCUACGAUCAAAGAUUUCCCACAGCCUGUGGAGGAAAAGGUUGGAAUCUUCACAAAGAUAAUAGAAGCCAUGGGAUUUACAGGACCUUUGAAAUACAGUAAAUGGAAGAUUAAGAUUGCAGCCCUGCGCAUGUAUACUAGCUGUGUGGAGAAAACUGACUUCGAGGAAUUCUUUCUAAGGUGUCAGAUGCCCGACACAUUCAAUUCAUGGUUUCUUAUAACCCUGCUUCAUGUCUGGAUGUGUCUAGUCAGAAUGAAGCAGGAAGGUCGGAGUGGGAAAUAUAUGUGUCGCAUCAUCGUUCAUUUUAUGUGGGAAGAUGUUGAGCAGCGUGGUAGAAUCAUGGGGGUUAAUUCUUAUAUCCUGAAGAAGAAUAUGCUUCUUAUGACAAAUAAUUUCUAUGCAUCAAUCUUGGGAUAUGAUGAGGGGAUCCUCUCCGAUGACCACGGGCUGGCUGCUGCCCUCUGGAGAACCUUCUUCAACCAGCAAUGUGAAGACCCUCGGCAGCUUGAAUUGCUGGUGGAAUAUGUGAGGAAACAGAUGCAAUACCUGGAUUCCAUAGACGGUGAAGACCUGCUACUGACAGGGGAGGUGAGCUGGCGCCCUCUGGUGGAGAAGAAUCCACAGAGCAUCCUGAAGCCUCAGACUCCCACUUACAAUGAUGAAGGUCUGUGAGGGCCGGAUCCUCCAGACAAUUGGCCAGCUGGCUUUGAGGAACCUUGGUCGAGAGAAGUACUGUUUGAUCCAAGAUUCCAUAGAGAGUAGCCUGAACUGACCUUUGAACAGCAUCUGUCAAAUACCUGGUCCUAUUUGUGUUGUUUCCUCUUCCUGUGUCCUGGAGGCUGACCUGGUGGGGCAGAGCUGAGAACCCCUAGCUCUUCGGAGGUGUCCUCUCCUUCGAGAGGAGUCCCAAGCAAGAGCUUCCCAGUAUGCACUCCCUCCAGCCACCACAUUGACUUACAUAGCUUUUCCCAAAGGCUGAAGAAAGGCUGGGUAGGUUGGAAUGGGAGAUGCUCCUACAAAGGCCUGCUGUGCCUAGCUGUUUGCAAUGCUGCAGAAUCAAGUCAGGGUAGCCACACUGUCCCCAGCCUUGAGCCAUGGGGCUGAGUUGGUCAUUAAAAGAAACAGAGAUGUCAUCUCUGCCAUGGCGCUUCUUUGUCCAGGGGCUUUGGAACUCAGGUGAGGUGAUGGAUGUGGGAAGCUAAGAGCACUGCCCAGCUCAGUGACAAGAAGAGGGAGAGGUCAGGCUCUGGCCUCCACUUCUCAGAGAGGGGUCACCCUCUGACCGUAGCACAGCCUGCCAGGCUCAUCUUUGGGAUCCAGAAGGCCUCUGGUGGCCAGUGGUCCCAUCACAUCCUAAGUCAUUUAGAAGUAGGCCUCAAGGACAAAGGACCCUUUGUCAGCCGCAGCAAGCUGGGCAAGAAGCACAUGCUGUCCUUCUUCUCUUGGUCUUUCCCUAUAUGAGAUACUGGCUUAGUUGUACUAUACCAGGACCCAGCCCUGUGCCCAGCUUUCCACCCUCUUCCCCAACUUCCAGAACAUGUGUUCAGAGCCACCUGAACUGGGCACUCAAAUGUCAGUCCCUUUCCUUCUCUCUCUCUCUCUCUCUCUCUCUCUCUCUCUCUCUCUCUCAGUAUGGGUCAUCUCUUGGGGAAUUUUUUUUUUAAUUGAGCAAAGGGGGAAGGGAACCAUCUUGCCCCUCCCUCCCCCAUCAACUUCCUUCAUUGAACUUGCUAUAAAAUGAGUCAUAUAAAGAAACUCUAUACGGGUGAGGUAUAUCCCACUUCUGUGAAAACAUUACAAAUCAAACUGCCUUCUCUCGGUUUAUUUAAGAUGCUUUUGUUGCAAGCAGAGCUCUCGAGUGAAGCCUCCUCUGUGUGUGUGAGAUAAUAACACCUUGUAACUCAUUACAGCUGGGCACUAUUUACAUAAACCAGAGCUGAGCCAGGCAGGAAUUUGCUGAUUAAUUUAUUUUUAAUGGAGUGAAGUAUACCAUGCACCAAAAUAAACUUUACUGUGUGUACCUAA